CCGGCAGCUGGGAUCACACGGGGAAGGCGGCGGAUGACGGGUGAGGUGGGUGUCAGGCCCCGGGGGCCCCCGUGUAGUCACGUGUACCUGGUCACAUGUCCCCCGCCGGCUCCUGUAGUCCUUAUAGAGAGGAUUCUCACACCUCAGGAUUCGCUGAUUUAUUUGGCGUUAAAUUAAUCCGUCAUCAUGGCCGACCCUGUAUCUGUUGACGCCCUCUCGCCCCUGGAGCUGUAUAACCGGGUGUCAGAGCAGGGAGAGAAAGUCCGGGAACUGAAAACAGGAAAGGCACCGAAAGAGGAAAUUGAUGCCGCGGUGAAGCUUCUCCUGGCUCUGAAGGUUGACUACAAGAAGGCCACUGGCGAGGACUACAAGCCGGGCUCUCCACCCACCAGUGACACCGCGAAUACCAACAAUGGGCUGCCGGCCGCAAGUGACGGGGACGACUUUGUGGAUCCAUGGACUGUACAGACCGGCAGCGCCAAGGGGGUGGACUAUGAUAAACUUAUAGUUCGGUUUGGGAGCAGCAAAAUUGACCAGGAUCUUAUCGAUCGAAUAGAACGUGUUACCGGGAACAAGGCGCAUCACUUCUUACGGAGAGGAAUCUUCUUUUCACACAGGGACAUGCACCAGAUUCUGGAUGCAGUCGAAAACAAGAAGCCAUUUUACCUCUAUACUGGACGGGGGCCAUCUUCAGAUUCCAUGCACGUCGGUCACCUCGUUCCAUUCAUCUUCACCAAGUGGUUGCAGGAAACAUUUAACGUCCCGCUGGUCGUCCAGAUGACGGACGAUGAGAAGUAUCUGUGGAAAGACUUGACCCUAGAGAAAGCCUAUCAGUACACAAUAGAAAACGCCAAGGACAUCAUAGCGUGCGGCUUCGAUGUUAACAAGACCUUCAUCUUCUCUGACCUGGAAUACAUGGGGAUGAGUUCAGGUUUCUACAAAAAUGUCGUCCGAGUCCAGAAACAUGUAACGUUCAACCAAGUUAAAGGGAUAUUCGGCUUUACAGACAGUGACUGCAUCGGUAAAAUCAGCUUUCCUGCUAUUCAGGCUGCACCGUCCUUCAGCAGCUCCUUCCCGGAAAUAUUCAAUGGCAGAAAAGAUAUUCAGUGUCUCAUUCCGUGCGCCAUCGACCAGGAUCCGUACUUCAGAAUGACCCGGGAUGUGGCCCCCAGGAUCAGCUACCCUAAACCGGCCUUGAUGCAUUCUACCUUCUUUCCUGCCUUGCAAGGGGCACAGACAAAAAUGAGCGCCAGCGAUCCCAAUUCUUCCAUUUUCCUCACAGACACUCCCAAACAGAUAAAGAAUAAGGUCAAUAAGCAUGCGUUUUCAGGGGGGAAAGAUACCAUUGAAGAACACCGGAAAUAUGGUGGCAACUGCGAAGUCGACGUCUGUUAUAUGUACUUGACUUUCUUCCUUGAAGACGACGAGAAGCUCGAAAAAAUUAAGCAGGAUUACACCAGUGGAGCUUUGCUAACGGGAGAACUAAAGAAAAUCUUGAUAGAGACUUUACAGCCGAUGAUCUCAGCGCACCAGGAGCGCAGGAAGCAGGUGACGGAGGACGUGGUCAAACAGUUCAUGACGCCAAGGAAGCUGGACUUUAACUUUUAGCCACUUUUACAAUGUUGGCGGCCGCAGAACCAGUCACAGUCCGGCGUCUGCAUCGCAUCGUGAUCCGAGUAUUAGCCAUAAGCUGGGAUCAUUUUACCGUACUCCAUGAAGUUACAUUGUAAAUCAUUGCAAUAAACCCGUUCUACUGAUGUUAU
Messenger RNA from Hyla sarda, 1763 nucleotides. It is a transcript of the gene WARS1, whose product is annotated as tryptophanyl-tRNA synthetase 1. Bases 187 to 1608 code for a protein of 473 amino acids. Gene Ontology annotation, molecular function: ATP binding; tryptophan-tRNA ligase activity. Gene Ontology annotation, biological process: tryptophanyl-tRNA aminoacylation. The transcript has 11 exons. Gene Ontology annotation, cellular component: cytoplasm. Lineage: Eukaryota; Metazoa; Chordata; Amphibia; Anura; Hylidae. The record is from RefSeq and is a predicted model, not a curated record.